This is a messenger RNA of Funneliformis caledonium, 337 nucleotides long. Lineage: Eukaryota; Fungi; Glomeromycota; Glomeromycetes; Glomerales; Glomeraceae. The record is from the annotation of a GenBank genome assembly.
UGUAUUGGAUAAACCUGGAAGUGAAAAACUGAAGCAAACAACGAGGAUUAAAGAAUAUUUUCCUGUCAAACCGGCCGAAAGAAAUGUUAGUGUCAUCAUCGAAACUCCUAGGGCUAUUCAUGAAAAGCUUAAUCAAGCAUACUUGUUAGGUUGCUUCUCUAAAGGAGACCUUGUUGAGCUAAAAUACAAGGAUAAAACAUAUACCGCAACAUUCAAAGAAAUGUAUGAUCGCCCGUUUCUGGUCGCCGAUGGAUGCGAGUACCCUUCUUUUGCGAAGUUUAUUCAAGCGAUGAUAGACACGAAGUCAAUAGGGGCUUCAGUUUAUAACAACCUGAAA